AUGUCUUCGUUGAUGCAGCCUGGCGACUUUCUCGCACACGAGCCCACUGCCAGAUUGAUGAGGGUGGUGGCAUCAGGACCAUGUGCUUUUUUGGCUUGGCAAGCACAGGCCACUGUACAAAAUGGCUUGACUGUGUAUUUGUGCAGUGCAGACAUUCGGUCAGUUGGGUGGGAACACAUAACUGAUUUCAAUGAGUGGCUUGUGGUUCCUACAAAGCCUGUUUUGGUCAACGAGAGCAGAGGGCCACUUGGCUGGGUGCGGUCUGGGGAUCCACAGACUUUGCCUUGUUCUCUGUGUCUCAGAGGGCUGAAACUGACCAAGUCUCAGUUGCUGCAGCUUAUCUCCAAGCUCGGAGGUGUGGCUACUGCCGCUGCAAGCAAACGACGGUUGCAGGAAAUCCUCAUCGGCAUUGCCUUGGUGUCGCUCGACGAACAGAAGCAGGCAAUGGACCAGUUGGGAGCGGUUGAGCAACAAGACAAUGACGAGAUCGAUUCGCAACUGUCAGAAAUUAUCUCUGAGUUAGACAAGGAAGAUGGCAACCAGCAAGAGUUGGCGGAGUACAAGAAGAAAAGGCAAGCUCAGAGGUGGAAGAGAAAACUGCACAGCGCAUCUGCUGACGACGACGAACCUCGAGAUUCAGCUUUGCCAUGUCUGCCGCCAUCCGCCUCGUCAUCUGCAAAUCCAGCAGUUGCUUCAGAAGAUGCUGUGGCAUUAUCUUCCGACGGGGUGCCAGCUGCAGCUGCCUCCUCAAGAAAGGGCUUUGUGAAGAUACACAAAAGUCCUGAUGAACUGCUGGGCAAGCUGCAGCCUCCUGGAUUUUUCUUUGGUCUCAACAGCAAUGACCACAGGUGGACGUCUUCAUGCAAGCUUGAUUGCUCAAAACGGCUUCCAGUACCAUACAGCCAGAGGACGAUGACCAGGAGUUUUGGCCCCUCGACGUCUACGACGUGGGAAUCUGCAUUGAAGCAGGUCCAUUUCUGGAAUUGGACCAAAUGGGAGAAACUGCGGCAGGACCUCCCGCUUGAGAGAGGCCAGCAGCCUCAAACUCCAGGCGACAUCCCAGAUGAUGUGCUGAAAGAACUGGAGAAAAUUGUGGCCGAGCUCCCGGAACCGAAGAAGUAUUCACGGCACAAGUGA
Messenger RNA from Symbiodinium sp. CCMP2456, 1137 nucleotides. Lineage: Eukaryota; Dinophyceae; Suessiales; Symbiodiniaceae. The record is from the annotation of a GenBank genome assembly.